GCUUUUUUUUUCUCCACACUUCCGCUUCCGCCUCCCUCUCGGCUAACCUCAAGCUAAGCUAAUUGCUGUCGAGGCUUGUUCGUAUUCAACUAAUAUCCAGACAUAAACCAUCAAUGCAAUGAAAUAGUCGACUAAUGCGGGCUCGUCGCGUUGUAUUUAAACACGUAUGUGAACCUUUUCGACGGCUGAAUCUAGUUUCAGAGGUUAUAUUCCCGGUCUGGCCCAAGGUUAGCAGGGGGCUAAGUUCGGCUAAGGCAGUAUCAUCGCAGAGAUUCACUCCAAACUACACCAAACUAGGAGAGUUUAUUGUAUUUUAUUGAACUAGAGGGGAUAGUAUGGCCGAGGCCGACAAACUCAACAUCGAUUCCAUCAUACAACGCCUCCUGGAAGUGAAGGGCUCCAGACCCGGUAAGAAUGUUCAGCUGACGGAGAACGAGAUCCGCGGCCUGUGCCUCAAGUCCCGGGAGAUCUUCCUCAGUCAGCCAAUCCUUCUGGAGCUUGAGGCGCCCCUCAAGAUUUGCGGUGACGUCCACGGGCAGUACUACGACCUGCUUCGGCUCUUCGAGUACGGGGGCUUUCCUCCGGAGAGCAACUACCUGUUCCUGGGCGACUACGUAGACAGGGGGAAACAGUCCCUGGAGACCAUCUGCCUGCUUCUGGCCUACAAGGUCAAGUAUCCUGAGAACUUCUUCCUGCUCAGGGGCAACCACGAGUGUGCCUCCAUCAACAGAAUCUAUGGCUUCUACGAUGAGUGCAAGAGGCGCUACAACAUCAAGCUGUGGAAGACCUUCACAGACUGCUUCAACUGCCUCCCGGUGGCCGCAAUCGUGGACGAGAAGAUCUUCUGCUGUCAUGGAGGCCUGUCUCCAGACCUCCAGUCCAUGGAGCAGGUGAGGCGCGUGAUGCGGCCCACCGACGUGCCGGACCAGGGCCUGCUGUGUGACCUGCUCUGGGCCGACCCCGACAAGGACGUGCUGGGCUGGGGGGAGAACGACCGCGGUGUGUCCUUCACCUUCGGCGCCGACGUGGUCACAAAGUUCCUCCACAAACACGACAUGGACCUCAUCUGCCGUGCUCACCAGGUGGUGGAGGAUGGCUAUGAGUUCUUCGCUAAAAGACAGCUGGUCACGCUGUUCUCCGCUCCUAACUACUGUGGCGAGUUCGAUAACGCCGGAGCCAUGAUGAGCGUAGACGAGACGCUCAUGUGCUCCUUCCAGAUUCUGAAGCCUGCCGAUAAGAAGCUCUUUUACGGAGUGGGAGGCCCAGGCACGGGAAGGCCCGUGACUCCGCCCCGCAAAGCCAAGAAAUGACCCCAGUAGCCCCGCCCUCUCUACCUCUCCUCCUCCAGUACCCUGCCCUCUCUACUGCUCCUUCAGUAGUCCCGCCCUCUACCUUUCCUUCCCCUGUCCUCCAUUAGUCCCGCCCUCUACCUUUCCAUCCCCCGUCCUCCAGUAGUCCCGCCCUCUCUACCUUUCCACAUCCUAUCCUCUAGUAGUCCCGCCCUCUCUGCCUUUCCUCCUCCAGUAGUCCCGCCCUCUAUCUGAUGAGAGGGUGGGACUUACCCCAAGGGGAUGAAAAAAGUAUGUAAAAUAUCUUUCCUCCCCCUGUCCUCCAGUAGUCCCGCCCUCUCCUCUUCCUAUAGCCCCGCCCUCUCUCCCUGUCCUCCCACAGGCACUCUGUGCCUCUUCCGUUUUUAACCUCUUUAACAUGUAAACCUUUCCUCCCUCUAGACACACGCGUGUACCCUGACGGACACGCGUGUCGGUCUGCUUGCGAUCAUUUUAACAGUGUGUAUGUACGGGUGUUUGUAUGCAUGUGUGAGUGUUUGUUUAUGUGUGUGCACGUGGGCUGUGGAAGUGAUAAAACCACUCUGCCCCACUCCGAGUCCAUCUCUUCGCCAUCAGGACUGAAAAGCGUUUGUGUGUGCGUGUGUCUCUGCGCGAGUUGUGUAUGUAUGUGUGUGUGUUGGUGCGUGCUGGAUUCCUGAGCAGACACACAGUGUGUGUGUGAGUGUGUUUGUGUGUGUGUGUGUGUGUGUGGCGGCCAACAAGCACACAGACGGGUGAUUCCGAGCGGAUCCUGCAGACCUGCCCCCCCCUCCCCCCCCCCCCAAAGGUCUCGACACAUUUGAUUACUUGAAAGAGAUUUUUUUUGUGAAUUCGUUUUUGUAGUCUUUCAUCAAGUCGACCAAUAAAAGUGAGAUUCUGAGUUCAAAA
Messenger RNA from Gadus macrocephalus (Pacific cod), 2216 nucleotides. Its product is annotated as serine/threonine-protein phosphatase PP1-gamma catalytic subunit B-like. Lineage: Eukaryota; Metazoa; Chordata; Actinopteri; Gadiformes; Gadidae. The record is from RefSeq and is a predicted model, not a curated record. The transcript has 7 exons. The coding region runs from base 336 to 1310 and encodes 324 amino acids. Gene Ontology annotation, cellular component: cytoplasm; nucleus. Gene Ontology annotation, molecular function: protein serine/threonine phosphatase activity.